UGUUUCUUCGGUUUAUACGAGAAAAAAGAAAUAAUAAUAAUAAUAAUACUUUGCCAAAUUUAAAAGUUCCGUAAAAAAAGACAUGAUAAAAGAUUUCUUUAUUAACGAGGUACAUAUAUCGCAUGUUACGCCGUUGUACGCUUUCCAGAAUUGUUAAUAUACGUAGAGUAGUAUUGAGUCAUUAUUGACUGUUUGUAAAUAUUUCCUUGUAUACAUGGAAACGUAUCUAAUGAUACUGAAAGUUCCAAUAACAUUGGAAAAUAUACAACGGAGAAUUAAUUAUAAAUGCAUACUCGUACAUCAAUGCAUAUAGAUGCCGUAAAAAAAAUUGAACAGUCAUUUAUUUUCCAUUUUUAAAUAUGCACCUGAUAAAUAUCAUUUUGAACAUCGUUUCAAUUAAGAUAAAGGAUAUUCUUUUUUAAUAUUUCUUUUAGGUCAAAUGGGAAAAGUAAAUAAUAAUAAUAAUUUUUAAUAAUUUACUUGUUGAAUUUAAAAACUACAGGGUAAAAAAAGAGUUAACAAAAAAAUUUACCGUAAUCAUUUUAGAGGCUCCCUUACGACUACAUCAUAACAAAAGAAAAAUAUUUUCGAUCGAUCUACAACCAACAGAAUAACCAAACAAUAAAUUGAUCACAUUUCGUGAUACACCCAAUAUAUAUAUGUAUCAAAUAACUUCAGACACCUCUCGGCGAGAAAGCGAGAGAAAGAAAAAGAGAGAAAAAAAGAGAGAGAGAGAAAGAUAAUAAAAGAUAGCUAUGAUUGGUGGAGGCGAAAUCGAUUAACCAAUCACUGCCUCAAGAAUCAAAAUAUAGAAUAUUUGUAUUUUUCAUAAUUUCAACCAUGUUUUAAAUUAUUGUAUAUUUAAGUUUUCUUUUUCGAUUAUAAGAACAAUAAUUAAAACGAAUAAUGCUAUAAUAUCUUCAGAACGAAAAACAUAUAUAGAGAAUAAGAGAGAGAAUGAGAGUAAGAAAGAGAGAGAGUGAGAGAGAGAGAAAGAGAGAGAGAGAAAGAGAGAGAGAGAGAGAUGUGAAUGAUCGUUUUCCUUUAUAGAUAUGAAUCGAUGUUUAAUAUCGAUUUAUGUUGCUUGCGAUAAUCGAAAAAAUUGAAAGAACGCGGUACUUACAAGUUUUAAGUAUUUAUCAUCGUAUAUACAUUGGAUAAUUAUGAAUUUUUUUAUUUUUAAUUUAUAUUUGUAUUUUUAUAUAUACCAAAACUUAUAUGAUCAAUCAUAAUUAUUAACUUUUAUAUCAUGUAUCUCGAUUAAACAUUGCAAUCAGAUAUGAGUUAAGAAAUGUAUUUGUUUCACGUAGCACGUGUCACAUAUAAAGUACGAUGUAGAUGAAUAUAUAUAGAUCAAAUAUAAUAAGGAUUUGAAUAUAUCAUGAUUUUGCAUUAGUUAAGGUCCAAUACGAUUAAACUUGUUAUUUAUACGAACGAAAAGGAAUUUUUGAUUAUUUUAUCAACUAUAUACUUCAGGACUUUUAAUAAAAAGAUAUAUUAGAAAAAGUAAAUAUGCAGACAAGAAGGAAAUGUUCUCAAUCUUAUAAGAUAAAAAUUACAAAAGGAAAUUCUAAUCGUAAAAAAGAAAAUUUAUCAAUACAAUAUAAAAAUUUACAAUCAAAGUUAGGAUUGAAAGAUCUACGUAUCAUCUUGCGUGAUAUUGCUGCAGACAAUUUAAUUCCAUCACAUCAGCAGUAUUUGAUUACUAAAAAAAUUGACUCUGCAAAGGCAAUUAAUAAAUGUAAGAUAAAUACAAAUAAAAAGACCAAUCCAAAGAAAGGAAAAUCUUCAGUUAAUGGUAAAAGAAAAUUAAUACGUUCUAAAGUUAAAUACUCUUCUAAAACUAUUAAAAAAAAAUCUUCCUCAAGAACUAUUAAAGAACAUGGCUCAAAGAAAAGAAAAGAAACAAAAGAAAAAAUAGACAAACAACUAAAUGUUGAUACAAAUCCAUCGUGUACAAAAGAACAAGAAACUUAUUUUGUUAAACCUUUACUUUCUAUUGAUAAUAACAGUGUAGAAAAAUAUAAAUUAGAUAUAAAUGAUACUGUUGAAUAUACACAGAAACACAAAAAUACAGAUUUAUCUAUUGUUACCACAAAUUGUAAUACAAAUUUAUUUUCUGAUAUAUCUAAUGAAAAAGUAUCAAUACCUUAUAUACAUAUUAAAAAUGAAUUAAAGAAGCAAGAUUUAAAUUCCAAAAAAAAUCCUGAGAUUGACUUUAUUAAUAAUCAAAAUUUAAAAGAUAAAUGUUUGGAUGAGAAAAUGCAUAGAAAAUUUUCAGAAGAAAUGCAAAUUGUUCCAUGGACCUCAGAAGACAUAAAAAAAAUGGAUUACACAGAUAUCAAAUAA
Molecule: messenger RNA, 2349 nt
Organism: Vespa crabro (European hornet)
Lineage: Eukaryota; Metazoa; Arthropoda; Insecta; Hymenoptera; Vespidae
Exons: 4
Coding region: 1513-2349 (278 amino acids)
Source: RefSeq, a predicted model, not a curated record